Molecule: messenger RNA, 2139 nt
Organism: Megalops cyprinoides (Indo-Pacific tarpon)
Lineage: Eukaryota; Metazoa; Chordata; Actinopteri; Elopiformes; Megalopidae
Product: methylcrotonoyl-coenzyme A carboxylase 2
Exons: 13
Coding region: 52-1890 (612 amino acids)
Biological process (GO): L-leucine catabolic process
Cellular component (GO): methylcrotonoyl-CoA carboxylase complex; mitochondrion
Molecular function (GO): methylcrotonoyl-CoA carboxylase activity
Source: RefSeq, a predicted model, not a curated record
UGUAGUUGUGAGGACUUCUUUGUAACAACCGAAAGAGCUACCCAGUACGUUAUGUACAGAUGUGUGGCAAGGAGCUUGAGAACCACACCAGGGUUAUGUUCGGCAUACCCCUUUCCUCAACCACAACCAGGGAGCAGUGACUUCAAGUGCACCACGAAACACAGGUGUAUGGAGCGCUGCGCACACACAUGGAUAUCAACAGUAAGCCAAUUGCGACCUUUGGCACAGAUAAUGCAAGGACGGACCCAUCAGCAGCCACCAACAUGUUUCAUGAGCACUGGUGUGCGGAGAAGGCGGUUGCCAAGCGCAUUUCCAGUUUUAGACGGAACACUUCUGCCAAUUCACAGGCAUGUGUUUGAGGCAAAUCUACGGAACAGUAUAGCUUGUCACCAGAGGUAUGUUGAAUGCACAGAGAAGGUGCGAAAGGGUGGGGGCGACAGUGCGAUCGCAAGGCACACGCAGAGAAACAAGAAGCUUCUGGUACGGGAGAGACUGCGGCUGCUGCUGGAUCAGGAGGAGUACCUGGAGCUCUCUCCCUUCGCUGGCCUGGGCCUGCCUUACGGGGACAUCCCCUCAGCUGGCUGUGUGACAGGCCUUGGUAAAAUCAACGGUUUAUGGUGUGUGUUCAUUGCCAAUGAUGCCACUGUGAAGGGUGGCACUGCGUAUCCCAUCACUGUUAAGAAGCAGCUUAGAGCCCAGGAAGUGGCCAUCCAGAACCGUCUUCCCUGUGUGUACUUGGUGGAUAGUGGGGGUGCGUUCCUGCCCCUUCAGUCAGAAAUCUUCCCAGAUAAGAACCAAGGAGGCCGCACUUUCUACAAUGAAGCCAUUAUGUCUGCAAUGAAGAUUCCACAGGUGGCAGUGGUGUGUGGCUCAUGCACAGCUGGCGGCGCCUACAUCCCCACCAUGGCCGAGGAGGCUGUAAUGGUGCACAGAAUAGGGACCAUCUUCCUGGGCGGGCCCCCACUGGUAAAGGCAGCCACAGGGGAAGAAGUCUCUCCAGAGGACCUGGGCGGAGCUAGGCUACACGCAGAGGUGAGCGGCUGUGUAGACCAUUUUGCUGCUUUGGAGACGGAGGCCUUUGACUAUACCCGAAACAUCAUCUCCACCCUCAAUUUUGAGCUGCCUGAAGAGGAGACCCUCUCAGUGGAGGUCCCACUGCACGAUGUGGAGGAGCUGAAGGGCCUAGCUCCACGGGACUACAGCCACAGCCUGGAUGUCCGACUGAUAUUGAGUCGUCUGACAGAUGGCAGCAAGUUUCAGGAGUUCAAAGCUCGCUAUGGAACCACACUUGUGACGGGUUUUGCAAAAAUUGAGGGCCAUCAGGUCGGCAUUGUUGCAAACAACGGGGAGCUGCUGUAUGAAGCUGCUUUGAAAGGCUGCCACUUUGUUCAGCUGUGUGACCAGCGAGAUAUCCCCCUAAUAUUCCUGCAGAACACUUCCCCGAGCCCAGCGCUGACACUGUCUUCACCCCAGGCAGACUCACAUACCAACAGACUGAAGGCCCAGGGAUCCAUGAUGUCUGCUGUGGCGUGUGCCUCCACGCCCAAGAUUACUGUGGUCUUUGGAGGUUGCCAUGGUGCUGACAGUUACGCUAUGUGUGGAAGGGCAUUUGACCCCAACUUUUUGUUCCUGUGGCCAAAUGCCAGAGUGUCUUUGCUGGCCCCAGGACACUCAGGAGCCCUGGCAGGAGAGGAUGUGGAGGUCACAACCAUCGACGAGAAACUGGAAGAGGAGAGCUCAGCAUUCUUCUCCUCUGGAAGGCUAUGGGAUGAUGGAGUGAUUCUUCCUCAGGACACAAGGAAGGUAUUGGGACACUGUUUGAAGAUCAUUAAGCAACAAGAAUACCAGCUUUCCACGGAAAAGCGAAGGUCCCCAGUGCUCAGAAUCUAAUGCUGCCUUAGAUAUGCUAAUUCUAACAAAGGCAAGGCAAUUGAGGAGACUUGUCAAACUUCAUCAUCAGUGCUGCACUUUCCAUUUUAACCAUGUUUGAACUUGAAUUUGUAUUGUUGCAAAAAACAUUAACAAUGACUCAAUUUUGUAUCACAAAAGAAGAGUUUUGCAUAUAUUAUGAUGUGACUUGAAUGUCAUAUCUUUUUUUUGUCUGUUGAUUUUGACCACACUGACUCAGGGUCCUUCAGA